Molecule: messenger RNA, 4882 nt
Organism: Suricata suricatta (meerkat)
Lineage: Eukaryota; Metazoa; Chordata; Mammalia; Carnivora; Herpestidae
Gene: RAB6B
Product: RAB6B, member RAS oncogene family
Exons: 7
Coding region: 30-557 (175 amino acids)
Molecular function (GO): GTP binding; GTPase activity
Source: RefSeq, a predicted model, not a curated record
UCGGGAAGACGUCUCUGAUAACACGGUUCAUGUACGACAGCUUCGACAACACGUACCAGGCAACCAUUGGGAUUGACUUCUUGUCAAAAACCAUGUACUUGGAGGAUCGUACGGUGCGGCUGCAGCUCUGGGACACGGCCGGCCAGGAGAGGUUCCGCAGCCUGAUCCCCAGCUACAUCCGGGACUCCACAGUGGCCGUGGUGGUUUACGACAUCACAAAUCUCAACUCCUUCCAGCAGACCUCGAAGUGGAUUGAUGACGUCAGGACAGAGAGGGGCAGUGAUGUCAUCAUCAUGCUGGUGGGAAACAAGACGGACCUGGCAGACAAGAGGCAGAUAACCAUCGAGGAAGGGGAGCAGCGUGCCAAAGAACUGAGCGUCAUGUUCAUCGAGACCAGCGCCAAGACUGGCUACAACGUGAAGCAGCUCUUCCGACGUGUGGCCUCAGCUCUGCCUGGAAUGGAGAAUGUCCAGGAGAAAAGCAAAGAAGGGAUGAUCGACAUCAAGCUGGACAAACCCCAGGAGCCCCCGGCCAGUGAGGGCGGCUGCUCCUGCUAAUGCAGCCGGACCUGCCCGCUUCCUUGACACUACUCGCUUGUUGUGUUGCUUCCUAUUGGUUAGCUUCCUAAGGGGGGUGGGAAAUGAGCUUAUCAAGAUGGGAGGAUUUUUCUUUUCUCUCUGUCUCUAGGAGUAGGGUGGGGUGGGGAGGGAGGCUGGGCAUCAGGGAUCACGUCACUCUUAACAGCUGUUACUUAAACAACUAUUUUUUGGUUUGGUUGUAAUAUAUUGUACUUUAUUAAGAUUGCCAAAAACUGUUAAAAUUUAAAAAAAUUUAAAUCAUGUGUAUACAACUUUUUGCCAGAUAAUAAUGUAGUCAUUUUUAUUUAAAAGAUGUGCUUUUUGUUUUUGUAUAUUUGUAAACUUACAGAGAACCUUUUCCACACACCUCCUCCUUCCUGUCCUCUCUGAACCGUUAAUCACCUCUGCCCUCUCCCAGCCCAGCCCACUAUAUUACAAUUAACUGGGCAACUUAAUUAGGCUCCAGUCCCAGACCCUUCCAAACAAGCCCUACCUGGUCAAAUCAAACACUGAACAAAACAGCCUCUGAAGAGGCAACUUUUAACUCUGUCCUUCUUCCAUGGCCAGAGUGGGACAUUAGCCAUGGCCCUGAGAUGGAAUUAUGACCUUGUGGACGGUAGGGGCGCGCAGCAGCAGGCCCCCUGGACUGACUUCUGCCUCUCCCCUCCCCCUGGAAAGCCCUGAAGCGGGUGGAAGGCAUUUGCCACAGGCAACUCGUGUUCUCUGUGGCCCACUCAGUUAUUGGCAGCGCAAGGUCAGGGGAAGGAAGACGAGGUGCUGUUGGCAGCCGUGGGCUUGGUCCAUGUGUGAUUUACAGCCUUGGGGCACCGUGUGUGGUUCUGCAAAUGUUCUAACCAACUUUGCCAUCACUCAGCCCACAUGUCUGGGUUGAUCUAAGGGAAAGGCAGAGAGCAGCUCAGUGUGUGCCGCCCUCCGACAUCGGGGAAGCUAGAGCCUGUACCGCCCGGUACUUGUGACUGGGGAAGGGAGGGUUGACUGUGGUACCGCCACCUUGAAGAUGCAUGUUCAGAUCCUCGGCUGCUAAUACUACUGAGUGCUGUUCUGGAAAAGCGGACUUGUCAAUGUGUUUCACCCCCCGGCAUAAUGCAGUUGUGAUCUUUGCGCACUAACCUUUGUGGAUAUGUGGCAGCCCUCUGGUUGCUUGAGCGUACUGCUGAGGUGGGGUCUCCAGAAGGCUCCCCAGAGAGCUCUCCUUGCCAUUUUGACUUCUUUCUGAGAAGGGCUUAAUCCUGAGGACCUGUAAAAUCUCUGAAGAGAAUCCUAAGUGAUAUAACUCAUUUGGCCACCAUUCCAAAUAGACCCACACUUCCUGAACCUGAGCCUGCACAGAGCCAGGCAGUAGGCAGAAACUGUCCCCAAACAGUAAGCCCUACCCUCGAAGCUGGCAUGGACUCUGCCUCCAGGCUGCUGCAGGCAUGUCCUGCCUGAGCUAAAGGACCAUCUGGGGGUGGCAGGGGGUGAACAUCCACAAAGCAGGACUCUAACAAGUUACUGCAUUAGAACUUCUCAGAAACUAAUCCAAAAUGGCAGCCGAGUAAGUGGAGCAGAGCCUGGCAGGACUCGCCGAUGCCUGUCCUGUGGGCCUGCCACACACUGUCAGUUUAAGGAGACUCUAUGUCCGGGCUGAUCCUUAGAGGAAUUGACCUUCAGGUGAAGAACAGGAGGAAGCAGGAUUCACACUGAGCUCCUCUCCCAGUAGGCAGAGACCGAUGUACGAACGUAAUUCUGAUGUCGUGUUAAGUUUUUAUAUGUGUGUACAUAAUUAUAUAUAGAGAUAGACUUGUGUAUACACCUUCCACACACAUUCUCACAGAGAUACAUGUGCUCAAUGUAUAUUCUUGUUUUUCCUGCUCUCAAGUUGGAACUUACAUUGUGAUAACAGUUUUGGAAAUUCAAAAGUACUGCAAAGUGUUGAAAUAAGAAAUACUUAAAUAUUGUCAAAAAACUUGUGAUUGUCUUGCCAUCAAUAAACUAAUGCAUAGAUGUGUUAAACUACAGGCAAAACCAGCCAUGGGAAUAUGUGCACCGUAUCUCUCUAUACUUAUAUGCACAGGUGUGCAUGCCCACGUGGGCCAGUACCCCCCCACCAUGGCACACCCCCAAGUGGUGCUUGUUGGAAGAGUGCUUAUUUACCUCGUGAGAAUUCCUAUGAGUCCAUGUUCCAGCACCCGCCUUGUUGGCAGUUAGGGCCAUUGCUGUGGCCCCUGGGACAGCCCCAUUUGCUGGGCUCUGCAUUGGGUCCCAGUGAAUGAAUGUAUGGUGGAUUAUCACUUUCUUGGUACUAAAGAGUAGCUUUCUUAAAUAUUACUGUAAAAACAAAGUAGAAACUCUGUUCCCUUCUCAUGUGCACACACAGUUUAAGGCACCACGAACAUUUUUUCCCCAUCACAGCGUAGAGCAGUAAGAGACGCAGUUGACGUUAUUGGGCUCCAUGUGGCCUCAGUGAGCCCUGCCCUCAUCGCGCAUACACAAGGUCCUCUCUCGAGUCACGCUCUCCCUAGCCCUGUGGCUUCCGAGGCAGGGGCAGCUGUCUCCUCUAGUCCUCCCAUCCCAGUGGUGCCGUGCCAUCCAUGACCCUCCUUCCCUCAGGCCUGAUUUCCACCCUCACUUCCUGGUCUGUUGGGGCAGCCAGAGCUCUCACACAGACAUGGGUUGACUCCUUGGCUCUCAUUUUGAACAGCUGCCAUCACUGUUCUCUUGCCUGGUGAUAGUGUCUUGGAGUUAAGGUUCAAUAAUCAAAUAAAUGGUCAGGUUCCCUUGAAGAAGAGGUGAUAAAGUGGCCUGCACAUCCCCAGCGAGGGUUACAUCCCAAAUCCAGACCGGCCAGCAUGAGGCAAAGCUGUGGUUCAGUCCUUUUCCGUAAGGACUAGUCCUCACCCGGGAGAUGGCCGGGGUCAUUGUGUGCAGGCCCUUUUUUUUUUUUUUUUUUAAUUUGGGGGUCUCAAAGAAAAGCUAGCAGUAAAGCUCCUAUUCCACAGGCAUCUGAAAAAUGAGAGCAUCAGAUGCAGGAAGCAGAUAGCAUACAUAUAAAUGGACACGCGUUCCAGAAUGAAGGUGUGACGUCAGCAGCUUGAGCGUGUAGUCCGAGGUUAGCAAGCUGGGCAACUGUGAGCAAGUCUCUUUGGGUCAAGAGGCCUCUCUGCCAUCACUGUCACCACUCUCUUCUCAUCAGCACCCUCCAACAUCCUGUAACACUCCUGGGUCCUAGGAGCAGUGGCUAGAUCAGUUCAAGUGUCUCAGGCAACAGAAAUCAAGAUUCACAGGGCAGUAGCUCAAUGUACAGACAUAUCUUGAGUGCAGCAGCCUGUCCUCCUGCUGGCAAGCCAGUGCUGGCAGCCCCUGCCCUCAAGUACCAGGUGUGACACAAUGGCACCGCUGGCCUCGGUGUCCUGCAGGCAGAGGGGCCGCAUUCCUUCGCACGGCAGAAGGCAGGUGAGGACGUCAGGUGAGAACAGGCAGCCGAGGACCGAGUCCCCCUGAAGCCACGUGAGGGGCGACCUAACAGAAAUAUGUCUGUGUGUGAGAACCACGCAGGGCUGUGUGCACACUAGUCUCCAAACUACCUCUCCCCAGGCGUGCGAGGCGUCCCCACCUGGCCGCUGCAGCACGAGGCAGCGGUCUCACGACCCUUCCAGCCUCGCAGGCAGGGACACAGAGGUGAGGGGGGCGCUUGCUUGUGAUCAUCCCGCAAGUCGGAAGCAGUCAGGGCCGGGGUGCUUCCAGUCUCCACCCAUCGCCAGGCUGUGUGUACACAUGUGCGCGCUUGCGCGUGAAGGGCUGCUGUGCACGGGGGUUCCUCGGACCAGCUCUGCCGGUUAGGGUGUAAGGUUCUGUCCAGCGUAUGCGAGCAAGCUGGGAAAGUGCACACACCUGUCACACUCCUCCAUUGCCAACAAGGCCAGUCCCCAAGUCCACUGAUUGUCAUGGGCACCUGCAGACCAGGGCACCCUUUGAAUUUUUGUUUGGGAUGAACUAUUAAGGUGUUCCAAAACUUCAGGCUCUCGUGUGUAAACUCUCCGCGCCGGGGCCCUGUGUGGCCAGCGCUGCCCGCAGGGCACGGCUUCUCCUCACGUCGGGGUUUGGUGUGUCAGCUUGUCCCCUCACUAUCCCUCACCCACCCCCUUAAAAGUGGUUGGCCAUGAGGAGCAGAGAGGGUGGCAUUUCCAUCUCUUACUGGCUCAGCAGGCGUAAGUGGCCAUGUUGACUUUACAUAAAACUGUGUAAAAUGUGGAAGAUUCAGCAUGUUGAUCAAACAAUAAACUGUCCUGAUUCUCAACAGAAAA